CUGUGAUGAUAUUUUAACCAUUAGAAUAGAAUUUCACCACCACCACCAUCAUCAUCAUCAUCAUCAUUAUCAUUGUAAUUUGUAUCCAAUGAAUUCUGGACGAUCAUGGAAAACAUUAGGUUGGUUUACAUUGGGCAGCCUUUCCACGUAUGGAUUUCUGAAUCAAUAUCCUGAUUAUCUUACAAUUUUGAAACAUAAAAAUGUUAAUGUUGAUGAUGACAAAUUUACCGGUACUGAUGAACGAUCAAAAAAAGUUCUAAUUACCACGGAAAAUAAUCAGAUAGUCGAAACACGAUCAUAUGAACAGGCAAUCAAUAAAAGUCGACAACGAUUAUUACAAUGGAAAAUCGAACAAACCAUACCGGGUUUUGUAAUUGGUGUUAGUGUACGGGGGAAAAAUGUUUGGAUCGAAGGUCAAGGUUUAGCCGAUAUUGAAAACAAUAUUCCAUGUCAUUCGAAUACCGUUAUGCGUAUAGCAUCGAUAUCGAAAUCAAUAACAGCCACAAUGUUGGCAAAAAUGGUUGAAGAUAAUAAAAUUAAUCUUGAUCAUUCGAUUUAUGAUUAUUUGGUGGAUGGCCAAUUUCCAAAGAAAACAUGGGAAAAUCAACCAGUCGAUAUAACAUUACGGCAAUUGGCAUCACAUCUUGGUGGUAUACGUCAUUAUAAAGAAGAAGAAGAAAAAGAAAACAAGAAUGGAGAGAAACGAAAAUCAAACGAAUUCGAAUGUAAAGAAUAUUAUUUAAAAGAACAUUUUCCAAAUGUAACCGAAAGUCUUUCAUUAUUCAAAGAUGAUCCAUUAGUGGCCAAACCGGGAACAAAAUUUCAUUAUUCAACAUUUGGUUAUACAUUGAUUGCAGCCAUUAUGGAAACAAAAAUGGAAUCCAAAAAUUUUGCUAAAGAUUUAAUGAAAUUCAUACACAAUGAACUUGGGUUACGUCAUACAAGAUUGGAUCAAAAUGAUGUUAUCAUUUAUGAUCGUUCACGUUAUUAUUAUCGUGAUAAAAAUAGUGGUAAAAUUCUUAAUGUACCAUAUGUAGAUAAUAGUUAUAAAUGGGCUGGUGGUGGUCUUUUGUCCAAUAUACCGGAUCUAUUACAAUAUGGAAAUCUAAUGCUUUAUAGUUAUCAUGGUAUUGAUCAUAAUGGACGUAUUGGUUAUCUACAUAAAUCUACUGUCGAAGAAAUGUGGAAACCAAUGGAUAAUUCAUCAACAAAAUGGUCAGUAGAUAAAUCUAAAGGUUAUGGUAUUGGAUUUUCUGUCAUACAAAAUGGUCAAAAUCAAAAUCGUCAUGCAUUUGCAUCUGAACCAUUAUUCGAUAAUGUUGCUAUGCAUAGUGGUGGUGCUAUCGGUGCAUCAUCAAUUCUUGUUAUUGAACCAGAUAAUGAAAUUGUUGUUGCCAUAAUUGCCAAUCUACAGGAAGCUAAUGAAAUUUCAAAAAUGGGCAUGGAAAUUGGAAAAAUAUUUUCCACUGCAUGAUAAUUUCAAAAAAAUUUUUUU
Molecule: messenger RNA, 1495 nt
Organism: Dermatophagoides farinae (American house dust mite)
Lineage: Eukaryota; Metazoa; Arthropoda; Arachnida; Sarcoptiformes; Pyroglyphidae
Product: serine beta-lactamase-like protein LACTB, mitochondrial
Biological process (GO): regulation of lipid metabolic process; proteolysis
Cellular component (GO): mitochondrion
Molecular function (GO): peptidase activity
Source: RefSeq, a predicted model, not a curated record